CACCGUGGAGCAGGGCUUCCCUUUCGCUUUCUGUGGCAGCACACUCGCGGGGGAGGGGGCAACUCAUUCGCCCCACCCAGGUUUUGGCUUCUCUGUUUCCCUCUCCCAGUCUACGGGGCGGGGGAGGAACCGGGGCUGUGAAGCAGCGGUCGAUUGGCCGAAGCGGAGGGGGGGCGCUGGUCCGUCGGGGGGGGGGAAGGAGGGAUGGCCAUCGGACCGAAGUCCCGCCUGGAUAGGCUCAGCGUCGUGGGCGUACUUGUGCCCCCGGCCGAAAGAGAGGCACCAGGCAGCCGGAGGGAGCUGUUUCUCUAGGGGCAGUGGCUUUGUAUGGGGAUCGUCUCUUCAGGAAUCUGUGAAGUUUACAGAUCACUCUGCACACAUAAUCCAUCAUGGCAGCGCCUGUUAGCAGGCAUCCACUCACCUGCUGCCCGCCACGUCCCUCACCUUGCUGUGUCACUGCCGCAUCACCAGCCAUCCCAUUAAAGUGCUACUGAAACUCAAUGGAGGACUUCACUCGCCUGGGUUACUGCACUGUGGCUGGCAGCUUCGUAGUCUUCCAGUUCUCCUUUUCUGCCCUCAGCCCCCAGCUGUCCUUGUCCUUGAGCCCCAGCUACUCCAGCCUUCCUUCGGUCAAGCAGAGUGAAUGGAAUUCCAGAUGUGUGUCUACUCUUCAUGCGGUGAUAGUCGGCCUCUUUUGCCUCUACAUCCUUUGGUAUGAUGAUGCUAUAAAUGCCAACCCCAUCUGGGGAGAUCCUAGGUUGGUCAAACUGAACGUAGCUGUCACUUGUGGCUAUCUGCUCUAUGAUCUGUUGCUGCUAGUGCGCUACUGGAAGACAUUGGGGGAUUCUCUUUUCGUUUGCCACCACUUGGUGGCACUAUAUGCUUAUGGAUAUGUAUUGAGUCGUGGGGUGCUUCCCUAUUUUGCCAACUUCCGUCUCCUUUCGGAAUUCUCUACACCCUUUGUGAAUUUGCGGUGGUUCCUGGAUGCAGCUGGCUGGCCACGUACUUCAAGGCUUGUUUUGGCCAAUGGCUUGGCAAUGACUGUAGUGUUCUUUAUGGUGCGCAUUGCUGUCAUCCCCAGCUAUUAUAUGCAGGUGUACUCUUGGUACGGAACUCCUGAAUAUGAACGUUUGGGCCUGGGUGUACAACUGGCCUGGAUUGGGCCAAGCAUUGCCUUGGAAAUGCUCAAUUUGGUCUGGAUGUACCGCAUUGUCCGUGGCUUCUACCGAGCUUUAUACCGGUCUAAGAUCUACAAGGCAGCAUGAAGAAAGAAAAGUGGUGAUACUUGACCUGGAAGACCCAUGUUCUGCUGGACAAAGAUGGAUUUCCUUUUCUAAUCCCCUUAGAAGCCAUUAGCCCUAGGAAUUGCUCCUGACUAUGUCCUUGGGGAAAGAAUCCCAGAAUCAUUAAAAAGGGAGCAUAUAGUUUUCCAUUCAGUCAAAGAAAGGUCUUGGCCAAAUUGACUAGAUUCAGCGAUUUGCCAUCUUCUAGAGAUGAGGCUAUAGAUGCACUUCACAGGGCUGAAAACAGGCAGUUUUAAAAUGGAGGUAUAUUUAGUCUAGGGAUUCCUUUGGCACAAAUGGGAAUGCUUGGGAGACACAGUGGUCAACAGUUUCCUGGAUUGGGGGACUCUGCUGAUACUCCAUAGGACUUUUGAAUGAGACUUCACCACUGAACAGGUGGUGUUUCUAAUAGAUUCAGGAAUUUAAUCUCUUUCAGCUAUCAGUCUGUCCAGGAUGAUGAUCAGGUACCAUUUCCUCCUUGGAAGAAAAGACUGGCUCUGGGGGAAGAAGAGAUAGGAAAUAUAUAUAUGAAAGUUAUCUUUCCUUGAUUGCCAGUUUGCUAGGGACUUUUGGGCCAUGUUUAGUGGUAAAGUGGAUGGAAAAUAGUGGAGGGGUGAGGGAAGAAAUAGUGCCCAGUUAUGACUACAAACGGUGGGAUUUCCCAGGACCCAGUGGCCGGAUUUCAGGACCUUGGUUAGAAGGACAGCAGUACUGUAAAUAGCAUCCUUGUUUUACUAAAUCAACUGAAACUUGGCAUUCCAUCGAAGAAACCUGCUGAUACUAUAGCGGUUACACUCCUAAAGACCAGAAAACAAUAGUUUUAAUAAGGCUAGCAUCAAGGCACACUUGCCUUUGCUCAGUGGUUUGGAUAAAUCAAAACCAUAGCGAUAUCUGUUGCCUCUGAAUGUGCCAGGAAUUUAACUCCCAAAAUCCCUAUCCACUAUGGCUGUAUUCCAUUCUGGUGUCAUUCCUUCUUGUGCUCGCUGUUCUUGUAUAUGACAAUCACAUCUUCCCAACAAUAGUUUACAGUGAAAGUUUCUUCACUCCCAAAUGUAUGCCUCAGUGAAUGCAGCCUUGUGGAAGGGUAUAGGCACUACCACACUAGGCUGAACUUGUUUAAUUUCAUUGUUCUCAAGAGUCUAAACAAGUAGCUGGUGCAAGAUUCCAUUUCUUUUAAAACCAUUGACAGAAGCUUCUUGUUUUCCCCUCAAUGUUUCUAUGUCUUUCUUCUGUUAUAGUUGUUUUUCAUCCUGAUACAUGCAAACACAGCUACCAGUACAGAGACAGGAUAUCAUGAUGUUGGCUUUGUAUUAGAGCUGACAAAAGUGUAACAGUAAGAUAAGGCAAAUCUUAAUAGAAUUCAUUUAUGAAUUUUGAAAUCUGUGAAUUCCAACAGAUGUCAGGGUCAGAGGACUAAUUGAAACUUAGAUAGCAUCAACACAAACCUAGAAGAACAACAGCAUUGUAGAAAAUUCCACAAACCUACUAAUGCCUCAUUUACUAAUCUGGAAUAGCACACCAUGCUGAUGUAGAAGGAGUAUGCCUAUGUGUUGCAUGGCUAGCAAUUGCUAAUUUUUAAGAAAGAGUAAAUCUAUCUAAAGUCAUCCUUAAUAACAACAACAUUUAAAGAAAAUGUACAUUAUUCUAUUGGCUGUGACUAAUGGAUUCAAGUCUUCCUACCUUUUUCUUUAUUUAAAGUACAUUAGUAAAAUAGGAGGUGGCCAUCUGUGAAAACCAGCUGUACUGUGAUUGGUAGAUAGUUUCCCACCAGCUGUCAUUCAGAAAAGGGGAGGGCAGGAAGGCCAGAGGGUUUAAUCCAGGGAUAUCAAACUGUUGGCCCGCGGGCUGGAUGCAUCAUGCCAGCCACUCCAUUGCAGGCAAUAGGAAAAAAGUCACGAUAUAUCAUGACACAUGAUGUCGUGAGUUUGACACCCGUUUUUUAAUCAAUGGGUUUGCCUAACAUGCUCUGCACACCUAGAAUCAGGACACCAUCAUAGGGUGUCAAUGCUAUAGAGGCAUCUAUAUAGGUCAACAGAAAACUUUAUGGUUGCAUCAUUUUUGCCAGCUCAAGGAUGAGUGGAUAGUAUUUUAACCAAAAUAUGAGGAAAGGCCCUAGAUUCAGAGACCAUGAGUUGCUUGCUUAACACAUUGGUUUUAAAGUAGCACUUGAGAGAUAAAUUUGGCUUAAUAUAUAGUGUGAACAUAGUCAAUGAGAGACUUCACACCCAAGGCAUUCCAGAGAGAGGCUUGAUUACAGAGCUCUAGAAGCAUUUAAUUCUGGUUGCAUGAGAUGCCUAGAACAUGUUUGGCUUUGUUGAAUGUAGUUUUUUCUCUGAUUUUAGAUUACUCAAUACUUCAUGCUCCUUCAGUACAGUAUGUUGAUUCUUUGUGAUGAAAGCCUUUGACUAUUCAUUCUUAAAACUUCCUUAUUUAGAUACCAGAUUAGAACUUCUUAGCCCUUGGGUUAAAUCCAAGUAUACAGUACCAGGCCUAUUCUGUCUUCAGAAUUAAAAGUCUCCAGGAGACUUGGUUCCACAAGAUCCAUUGACCUCCUAGUUGAUUUCAAAGGAGAAUUUUCAGAUGGAUUGGGCUCCACAGUUUUGAAAAACCAAAACUGACUCCAAGUGCUAAAUGUCUUAACUUGGUAAACAAAUGCAAGCACUCUAAGAUUGUUUCUUAAAUUUAUAGUAUUUAAAAGUAUUUGGUGCUGGGAGAAUGAGCUGUGAUCUUUAAACAGAAGCUGAGCAGCUUUGUUCCUAAAUAUGUGCCUUAAAACAACUUUGCCAGACAGUUAUCAACCUCAAAUAGACUGCCUCAUUUUGUUGCCUUCCAGUUGUAUUAGACUGCAGUUCUCAGCAGCAGAGUUCCCAGCAGCAUGAGAACCCCCUCCCUCCCUCCCUUGCUUGUAAUUGUGGGAGCUAUAGUCUCAACAUGUUGGGAAGCUAUCAAGUAGGGAAAAUUGUCCUAAAAACUUGAAAAGGCCCUCUCAGUUUUUAGAUUUCUGCAGCCAUUAUUCUAUUCAGAUGGGCUAUACCUUGUAUAUAGCAGUGAAAAAUUAUUGAUUUUUUCCCUGCAAUUUUGAAUAAUUAAAUUCUCACAAUGCAGUGUUUGUAAUUUUAUAACUGGAAUCAAUGAGUGUUAAUUUAAAUAAUAUAAAUAAAUAGUAUUAAUUUAUUAAACCCCUCUGUUUUGAUCUUA
This is a messenger RNA of Crotalus tigris (Tiger rattlesnake), 4481 nucleotides long. RefSeq names its product TLC domain-containing protein 4-B-like. Gene Ontology annotation, cellular component: membrane; endoplasmic reticulum. Gene Ontology annotation, biological process: lipid homeostasis. NCBI's taxonomy places the organism in Eukaryota, Metazoa, Chordata, Lepidosauria, Squamata, Viperidae. The transcript is spliced from 9 exons. The record is from RefSeq and is a predicted model, not a curated record. Bases 501 to 1265 code for a protein of 254 amino acids.